This is a messenger RNA of Schizophyllum commune H4-8, 932 nucleotides long. RefSeq lists its product as uncharacterized. The coding region runs from base 194 to 730 and encodes 178 amino acids. NCBI's taxonomy places the organism in Eukaryota, Fungi, Basidiomycota, Agaricomycetes, Agaricales, Schizophyllaceae. The transcript is spliced from 2 exons. The record is from RefSeq and is a predicted model, not a curated record.
GCCGACACUACAUCUCCUUCCGACUCACCGUCAUCUGCUUUGUUCCUUUCCAAACUGCUAUUCAUUGACCUCACCGAUAAUCCACUCAUACUGCGUGAGAUGCCUCUGAUGUCUCAACGUCUCGGCUAGGGGAGGCGUAACGAAAGUCAAAACCAAACUCCAACUGCACUGCCGGUGGUUGCGCUCAGAGUUCAUGCAAGCAGGCUCAAACUAUGGCAUUCAACUUCAAGUCUUCAAGAGUAAAUACCGCUCUCAAGGCUUACUGCGUGGCUCUGAUCUCAGAUCAUGCACGUACCUCCGUGAACAACAUCGGCAAGCGCGAUUGUUUCCCAACCCGACCACAAUAGCGAACUUGCCACAAUUUAUAUCCCUCGCAUAUAUGUGCAGGUCCUCACAGCGCUGCGAGCCACGUCGCCGUCGACGCGGAAUACGACGCCAUGCCCCAGCAAGCCCCAUAGCGCCAAGGAUCCUUACUCUCCUCGGCGCCACACCACAAAGUCCGACACGAGCAGCUUCUUCACAUCUUUUAUUGCCCGCCUUUACCGCCUGGACGCCUCCGUGCGCGCCAGCAUCGCCCUUACCAACGAAGUCACCGACAAGCAGAACACUAUCAAAUCGUCCAUCGCCGCGGGCAGUCGCCGCAUCGGUGACCUCGAGGACGGUCUGCGCGCAGCGAUCACAGAAUACGGCGGCGUCGCAAAGAGCGUCUACGACUCAAGGGUCGCGCUGAACGAGCACGCGGACACGAUUGGGGAGCUUGGGGCCAGGCUGGUCGAAUUGAGCGUGAAAGAAAUACUCGACACCGUCAACAGCGCGCCAGAAAGUCCGCCCUCUGGCGACGGUCAAGCCAUCGGUCCUGAUCACACCCAUCACGACGAUCAUGCCCACCUCGAAGAGGAAUUCCGGUCACUCCGGCAACACCGCUCCCUCGC